Molecule: messenger RNA, 2205 nt
Organism: Orbicella faveolata
Lineage: Eukaryota; Metazoa; Cnidaria; Anthozoa; Scleractinia; Merulinidae
Source: RefSeq, a predicted model, not a curated record
AAAAACCAUAUGCCCUACCAGUUUGCUAUGUGCCAUGCAGAACUCUGAGGGAUCAGUUCAUUAGACCAAGGAUCUUAAACAGGAGAUGAAGAAACGGGAUUUAUACCUUACAGGUACUGUCACUGAUGGAGAGUUCUGCUCUUUGAGGUCUCAAGGUGAGACACGGCCUUUGCAUCUCUGGCAGAUAAUUCAUGAUGCUAAAGAAAGUGUCAGCAAAUGCAGCAAGAAAACGCUCCUUGAUAAACUUGAACUGAUUGGUGUUGAUCCAGAUGGGAAACCACUGACAAGGUUGCCAUACACAGAUAUACCACAUGAUGUUAUAUCCCAGAUUCAUGACCUCAGAUAUGGUGAUGAGAGAAUGUCACUGGAAGAUGUGGUGACCUUUGUGCGUGGCAAGCUUGUUCCAACUGGGUACAGCCCAUAUCCAUUCAGGCGUGACACACCAGAAUCACUAUUGGACAAACUUCGUUCAAUUGUUGCCACAUUCAAAUUUAGGGCAACCAUUGACUACUGGAAAGAAAGAGAAGUGGACUUUUCCACUUAUCUCUAUAUACCAGAAAUUGAUCCUGUGACUGGCCAGGAGAGACAUGAUCGUGGUGACCACAACCAUCUGUUUCGUCGCGCAGCAAGCAGCAUCAGACAGGGCAGAGAUCCUUCUCUGAAUUUUGAGGCAUUUGAUGAUGUCCUUAUGGAUUCUCUCAGUGGACUUACUCACGCAGCACUCAUUGGAAAGAGGAAACAAUCCCUUGUUGAUGCGGAAAGGCUGAUAUCAACUCAUGUUGUUUCCUCACUUCGUCGCAGUGCACAUCACCAAGAGGCUCGUCACAUUGAAGUCCUAACACAGUGGCACGAAGCCACUGAUGGUAGAGGUCUCAGUCAGCUACAGCGUUGCAAGUACAACUACCAGAUACUAAACUACAUCUUGGAUGAAUGGAUGCCAUGGCAUGUUGAGAACUAUGACUUCAGAUCCAUUGACAUCAACAAACCAGUUGACUGCAUCAGAGGUUUCUCCAGAGAAACCCUUAUAGAGAUGACUUCGAACAUAGAAAGUCAGGAACUCCACCGGCGACAAAAUUGGGAGAUUGGCUAUGCAGAGCAUCCCAGGGCAGGGGGAACAGAUGACCUGGAAACCUUUUUCAGCAUUGCUCACCGCUACCUUGGAAUGCUUUUCUCCCUCAAGCAGUUCAAAGAGAUGUGGCAAAAACUAGUCAGGGAAUUCUGCAAGAGAAUGGACCACAGUCUCCCAUUCUACUUCUUCACCCUAAAUGAAAGAUUUAGAGGCGAAGACAACUAUCCAUCUUUUGAUGAAUGCCCACAAAUAGAUGAUGAUGUUGAACCGGCUCAUCACCCUCUGCGACUUCACCGUUUGCGGAUCAAUCAAAGAGAAGAUGGCUCCAUUUUUGUUCCAGGGAGAGCCUUCCUAUCUGCGCGACAUCGAGGCUCCAUUCGGCAACGUUUGCAUAAGCCUAUUUUGGGACAACCACCAGUGCCCCAUCACAUGGAGCUAAACCAAUAGAGUUAAAUGGCUUGUUUUGUGUUUUACUUAUUGAGUAGUAAUUUCUAGAAAUCAGUGAAAAACUCAUACAAUAAGACCAGAAGAAAAUUCUUUGUACAAAAACUGUAUAAAGAGAAUUUCCAAAAAUUUAGUAAGUGUUCACUGAAACCUCUUUAGUUAAUGGUUGGUAUGUGUCAUGUACAGUAUUGUACAUGAUGAAACAACGAUCAUUGUUUUGCUAUUUAUUAAUUGAUCUCCUGCAAGGCAAGUUAGUAAACAACUUAUUAAUAUUAUUGUACAAAAUGUAUGUUUACAUGUUUUACUAGAAAUACAUACAUCUGUAGCACAAGGUACCGGUACAUGUAUGUAAAAACUGGUUGCAGGUUUUAAGAAGUCAAUUUGGUGAAUUGGUUGAAUUGAGAGCAAAAAUUUUGAGUCCAUUUACGUUCAUGUUGUGAAGAAACAGAAAGUGGGUCUUAGAUACCACAAGAUGAUGUUAAUAAGUUACCUUCUACACUGGAUUACAUUAGCUGUGCAUUCUUUACAAUCUCAGUAGUAAGCCACAUUGUUCAAUUCCAUACUAAGUGACUGGAGGAGAUGGCAGAAGUUUGCUUAUGUCAAGUACAGUAUUUACAAAAUGUAAUUUACAUAAUGGUGGUACACCAUACAUGUAUGUACCAUUAAAGAAUUACGAAUAUGAAUACUUUCUA